AUGACUUCUCAACAUGAAAUUUCAACAGUUUCUUCUCCACCUCUUGAAACGUACAAGGAUUUCAAACUCAUAGAUUCCUUUCAAUUCUUUAAUUAUGGAGCAGUGUACAAGUAUCGGUCCACUCGAACUGGCUUGUACAUUACUCUCGCCAAAAUAAGCUCACCCAUCAUGAAGGCUUACAUGACACUACGAACAAGACCAUCGGACCAUGAUGGUAUUCCUCACGUAUUGGAGCAUAUGGUGUUUUUAGGCUCACAAGAUUAUCCUUUCAAAGGAUUGUUGGACAAGGUGGCUAAUCGUUGUUUCGCUCAGGGAACCAAUGCUUUCACUCAGAGUACAAAUACUACGUUUGAAUUGACUACUGCUGGAACAGAGGGAUUCUAUCGGUUAUUGCCCGUGUAUUUGGAUCACAUCUUGUAUCCUUCUUUGACAGAUUCUGGAUUUUUGACUGAAAUUCAUCACAUUGAUGGAAAUGGUCAAGAUUCUGGAGUUGUGUACAAUGAAAUGCUAGGAAGAGAGAAUUCUCCUGAUGAAUUAAUUUACAAUUUGUUCAAUGAAGUGAUGUAUGAUGGCAGUGAAGGUUAUCAAUAUAAUUACGGAGGAAAAGUUGCCAAUUUACGUGAAUUGACAGUCGAAAAAGUUCGAAAAUUUCACCACGAGUAUUAUUCACCCAAAAAUUUCAACAUCAUUGUCGUUGGUAACACAACACCAGAAGAACUAAUUGAUGCUGUGCAACCAAUGGAACAAAAAAUUCUUUCCCUUACAAAAAUCGAGGAUCCAAUGUCAGAAUUCACAGUGUGGAAAACUCCUCUGCCUCCACUCACACAAUCAGUUACAAAAGAAAUUGUCUAUCCCUCUGAUGAUGAAACAUCUGGACAUCAUGUGGUUAUCGGAUGGAGGGCAGCUCCAUGGAAAGACCUGUUGACAUCCUAUGCAUUGGAUACUUUGUGGAAUUGCUUGACAGUUGGUGAUAUUGCUCCACUUCGAAAAGAAUUGGUUGAAAAUGAAAGUGGUGAUAUUUGUUGUGCCGAUUUGUACUGUGGAGUGGAGAAGAGUUUUGAUAAUAUUCAUCGGGUGUGGUUCCUCAAUGUAGAGGCUGAUAAGGUUAAACUCAUCGUCGACAAAUUUUUCGAUUUCAUGAGAAAUAUCAAAAUUGAUUUGGAUUAUUUAAGACUUGUUAUUAAUCGAGAUAAGCUUGACGUUCUUCGUCAAUUCGAAACAAACCCACAUGAAACCUUCUCACAUGAUUUAAUCGAAGAUUUUCUGUAUAGUACCAGCAAUGAGGAUUGUAGAAAUCUUCUCGAUGCUUCGAAACAUGCCUCCAUUCUGUUACAGAAAGAUGAACAAUAUUGGAAAGAUCUGAUUGAAACAUACAUACUCAAGCCACCAUUUGUAGCAUUGUAUGCAUCUCCAUCUUCGGAGAGAGUACGAGAGCUUUCAGAAGAAAACAUGCAACGACUCGAACAACAAAAGAAAGCGUUGGGCGAGCAGAAACUCAAAGAACUUGAGGAACGUCUUGCCAAAGCAGAAUUAGACAAUGCGAGGUCGCUCGAUCAAAAAACUCUCGAGGAACAAUUUCCAAUUCCAUCUUUGGCGAAAAUUGAAGAAAUUCAUGUCGCCACCUACAGAAACGACAACAACCCAAACUUUAGCAAGACUGAAUACGACAAAAAGUUGGAACAAUUACUUGAAAAUCACACAAUACCAUUACCAUUUUUCUUCCAAUUGUCUUCCAUACCGUCUCAAUUUGUGGACUUGUUUUGCAUGAUGGAUUCCUCUAACAUUCCACUCGAACUCAAAAUGUACAUUCCUCUCUUUUUGGCUGUGAACUUUUCAUGUGACUUGAAAUACGACGAUCAAUAUGUGAAAAAAGACCAAGUUAUCAUGUCAUUGAUGCGAGAGUCAGUGUCGUACAGUUAUGGUUGUGGCUAUCAAGACCAUCAAGAAUCAAGUCGAAAUUUCCAUGCCUCCUUAUUCGCAGAAUUAUUGCAGUUUCGACUUACUUUUGAGAUUGACAAGUAUCAUCGCUUAGCCGAAUGGACAAAACAUUUCCUCCAUGAUACCAUUUAUACUCCAGAAAUUAUUGAAACCAAGAUUCAAGUACUUCUCAGCGAAAUACCAUUAUCUAAGGUAUCACCAGAGGCAGUCAUGAGUCAAGGCUUGAAACACAUGUUGGUGCAACCUCAAUCGAACCACAAUGUCACAAGCUUUUUGCUUCAAGAAAAGUUUUUGAAUGAAACUUUGGCCAAACUGAAAACACAUCCAGAAACCGUCAUUGACGAUUUGAAUCGUCUCAGAAAUAUUCUGAACAAGCCAGAGAAUAUUCGAAUUCAUGUGGUUUUAGAUGUCAAUUAUUUCGGACCCAAUAACUAUAAGGAUAUCAUGUCCACAUGGGCUUCCGUGUUUAAUCCAAAGAAUAAUGAUGAAUCUUUAAAGCUUGAGCCAUACCAUAGACUAUGUAAAUGGACAAAUGAAUUAACAAACAUGUCAGAAGGAAGAGGAAUUUUACUUGGAAUGGGAAGUGCGGACUCUGGCAAUCUCAUUAAAACUCACAGGGGAAUUACGAACUAUGAGUUGUAUCAUGACAGACACGCAUUGAGCGUUGCCAUUAAUUUCCUCACUAUGGAAGAAGGUCCGUUCUGGGUUAAGCUUAGAGGCAAAGGAUUGUGCUAUGGUUCAUCCAUUUCGUCGAAUGUUGAAAAGGGAACUGUUUCGUUGUACCUCUCACGUGUGAGUAACAUUUCAAAAACAUUUGCUGAAUGCAAGGCGAUUUUGGAAGCAGUUUGCUCGGAUGAUGAGUCGAAAGAAAGCGUGUUUGUAUUGAAUGAAAAUGUGCUGAAUUCUGCAAGAGCUACAGUGAUUGUGGACAAAUUGCAUGGCGCGGAGACAAUUAUUUCUGCGUGCCAAGUGCGAUUCUUGUCGAACACCUUAUUUGGAGGAUCGAAGAAUUUUUAUGAUAGUUUGCAAGACAUUGGAAAGGUCACUGUGGAAGAUGUGAAAAUAGCAAUUAAGAAAUACAUUCUACCACUGUUCAGAGACAAGGAAGGAACUCUGUUCAUUUGUGACAAUAUUGCCCAAGUGAAACAAGAGGAAUAUCCUCUAAGAGAUGCUUUGCAAAAAAUAGGUUAUCUCACUACCUACCAUUCUUUGAAGGAAUAUUUAGCAGCAGAAUUGGGCAUUACCACAUCGUAUUCUAAUGAAAUGUCCAUAGGAGAUGAUGUAGAAGGGAGCGACGAGGAAGAUGAUGAAGAAAUGGAAGAUGAGGAGCAAUAG
Molecule: messenger RNA, 3273 nt
Organism: Naegleria fowleri
Lineage: Eukaryota; Heterolobosea; Eutetramitea; Acrasida; Naegleriidae
Exons: 1
Coding region: 1-3273 (1090 amino acids)
Molecular function (GO): metal ion binding
Source: RefSeq, a predicted model, not a curated record